Staurois parvus is the source of this 987-nucleotide messenger RNA. NCBI's taxonomy places the organism in Eukaryota, Metazoa, Chordata, Amphibia, Anura, Ranidae. The record is from the annotation of a GenBank genome assembly.
AGGGCUGACCACCAUGCGGAGGAGAGACCACCAGCCCAGCCAAUUCCACAGCAAACCCGCGCUCACAAUGAUGCCGUCACUUACAUCUCAGCCCUGAAAUCUGACCUGUGCGUAUCGGGAGGGAAGGACAAGGCUGUUGUUGUGUCAAACUGGAGAAGUGGAACAGCUCUGAAAAGAUUUGUGGGGCAUGAUCGAGAGGUUUCCAAGAUUACCUGUGUGUUUGGAUCAAACCGAUUCUUCAGCGCCUCGCGGGACAAGACGGUGCUCAUGUGGGAUCUGCACUGCAAGGCUGGCAGUGCUCAGAAGUUCCUGGGGCAUCAUCUAAUAGUGACGGGGCUGGCAGUAAGUCCUGAUGGCACCCAGCUACUGACGGGCUCCAGAGACAAUACACUGUGUAAAUGGGAUGUGGAGACUGGCCAGUGCUUGCUCAAGACUGCUGUGUCUAGAAAUCUGGUAACACACCUUUGCUGGGUUCCCAGAGAGUCCUGUGUUGUUCAGACUCAGAGGAUAAAAGUGUCCGGUGUCUGGGACAUCCGUAACCUGCAUUUGGCGCACAUGUUCCCAAUGAAGCAGUAUAUACAGAUGCACUGUGAUGUCAGUGAAGAUGGAAAUUACUGCCUGACCAGCAGCAAUGGCUUUGGUGGACAGGGCUGUGAAGCCACGUUAUGGGACCUCCGACAAAGAAAAGACAAGGUGUGUGAAUAUAAGGGGCACCUGCAGAGCACCACAUCAUGUGUCUUUCUUGCUAAAAAUACAUGGGACACCCCACUAGUGGCCACUGCAUCACAUGACUGUACGGUAAAAGUCUGGGAGAGAGACACUGGAGCAUGUCUGAGCAGCUUGUUCUUGGAUGGCUCUGGGCCAUUAUCCUCCCUCGCAGUCUGUGAUGACACUUCCAUCUUGUGUGCCAGCUUUAACUCGGGAAUCCACUCCCUGCGUAUGCAGGGCAGCCACGGAGCCACACUACAGCAAGUCACCAGCUUCUGA